CAGCAGAACCGGAGACCGUCCAGAUUGUUCGUACCGUUCGUUGUUCAUGUGUGUGGUGUGCGUAAGGUACGUUGCCCCCGUCCACACCAAUCCGCACGCCAUCCCAGGGUCCAUGUCCCUUUUGGCAUGGGGGGCCCGUGGACGAGAACAGACGACGCUGAGGUCGCUUCCAGGCUUGGGGCCCCAUCUCCCGCCAACCAUCGAUCGCCAAUCGCUUCCCCUUCUCGCCCGUUCGUGUCGUUCCUUUUCCUCCUGUGUCUCUUCCUGCGUCUUGACUCUGUUCCCUCCUCCCUCCUCCCACUCCACCACCACCUCCUGACCGGCGUGCAUUCUCAGCAUCGUCACCUUUCGCUCGUUUCAUAUACCCGCCCGUGGACUUUAGCCUCUUUUUUUCAGCCACUGUCUCUCUCUGUCUUCGCCUGUCUGGCUGUUGAAGAAACUCUCUCUCACUCCAACACUCUCUCGAACUAUCAUAACCUCCGACACCCACUUCUCAACAUAGGUUCUCGACCGGCUUCCGCUGAUCCAUCUCUUUCGGCUUACAAGAGGCCUUAUACGGGCUCAUCCCAUCGACACCCUCCGGGCUCUGCAAAGGCACCUCGCUGCCAGCCCUUAUUCCCCUUCUUUCCAGGUUGA
Colletotrichum orchidophilum is the source of this 636-nucleotide messenger RNA. RefSeq lists its product as uncharacterized. The record is from RefSeq and is a predicted model, not a curated record. The annotation marks the transcript as partial. NCBI's taxonomy places the organism in Eukaryota, Fungi, Ascomycota, Sordariomycetes, Glomerellales, Glomerellaceae. The transcript has a single exon.